CACUAAGCCGACAGUUAGCAGCACUAGCUUCCUCCUGCCAAACCUCACCCGGUACGUGUCGCUGGUUGUCCCGCAUCAUGUUCAGAGCCGCCGUCCGACUCUCAGUCUCCGGUGUCCGGAGUUUAACCCGCACGCAACCUGGAAGCCAAGCUCUUUUGGCUUCAAGGUGUUACUCACAUGGAAAGCAAGAGACUGAUGAGGAGUUUGAUGCCCGCUGGGUCACCUAUUUCAACAAGUCAGACAUUGAUGCAUGGGAGCUGAGGAAAGGGAUGAACACGUUGAUUGGUUAUGAUCUGGUACCUGAGCCAAAGAUUCUCGAGGCCGCACUGAGAGCCUGUCGGAGGUUAAACGACUUGGCCAGCGCUAUCCGAAUUUUGGAAGCGGUGAAGGAUAAAGCCGGCCCCCACAAAGAGAUCUACCCAUACCUGAUCCAGGAGUUGCGGCCAACAUUAGAUGAGCUUGGAAUCUCCACACCUGAAGAGCUUGGCAUUGACAAAGUAUAGAUGAAUCUAAAGACGGUGGACAUCCCCAGGACACAGAACCCUUGUACUUACAUGUUUGCCUCAUAUAAUACGUGUGAUAUUUAAUUUGGCCUUUAUUACGUUCUUUUGCUUGUAAAAUAUUGAUGAACCUAAUAAAGGAAAGUGUAUCUUUA
Thunnus maccoyii (southern bluefin tuna) is the source of this 655-nucleotide messenger RNA. Its product is annotated as cytochrome c oxidase subunit 5A, mitochondrial-like. Gene Ontology annotation, biological process: mitochondrial electron transport, cytochrome c to oxygen. The transcript is spliced from 5 exons. The record is from RefSeq and is a predicted model, not a curated record. Gene Ontology annotation, cellular component: mitochondrial inner membrane. NCBI's taxonomy places the organism in Eukaryota, Metazoa, Chordata, Actinopteri, Scombriformes, Scombridae. The coding region runs from base 78 to 503 and encodes 141 amino acids.